AAAGAACUAUGGUGUUUUCCACUAACGUCACCUCCAACUCACAUCUCUGACUGCACGCAGAUUCCACUACAUUUUUAUUGCUACCGUAGGCCUAAGUUUGCCGUGUAUUCUGCCAAUAGUACGUUUACCAUUCAAUAGGUCUUCCACGCACUAUUAUUUCUACCCCUCUAUUCUUCAGAUGCCAUUCUGAUCAAAUCCCCAGCCCACUUGUGUUCAUUAGUCUUGCUUGUUUCAUUUUGUUCCAAUGGAAUCAGCUAAGCAGCUUUGCAAUGCUUUUGAGGGAAUUGCAUCUUCAUCUACAUCUGCAUCAAACAAGGUCCGCUACGAAGUAUUCAUUAAUCAUCGGGGCGUUGACACCAAGCACCCGCUGGCCACUUCUAUUUACGAUGCCCUCAAUGCCAUGGGACUUAAAGUUUUUCUGGAUGAAAAAGAGCUUGAACUGGGCGAUUUCAUAACAGCUGAAAUAGAAGAGGCCAUGCGCACCUCUCUCCUUCAUAUUGCCAUAUUUUCGCCUAGAUAUGCGGAGUCUCCCUGGUGUUUGGCCGAACUGUCAUAUAUGCUCAAAACCGGCAGCACAAUCAUUCCUGUCUUCUACCAUGUUGAGCCGAGUGAUCUCCGCUACCUGAAAGGACCAUUUGGCGCUGCAUUUGCGGAGUAUGAAAAGAAGAAUAGAUAUACGACAAAACUUGAGGAGUGGAAAGAGGCGCUAUCCAACAUUUCACUCCGUCAUGGCCAAGUUCUGAAGGGGAAAUCUGAUGAUGAAGGAAAGUUGUUGAAGAGCGUCGUGAAUUGUGUGAUGAAACACAUGAAAACAAAGGUUUAUAUGGAGGUAGCCAAAUAUCCAGUGGGUCUUGAUGAGGCAGUAAAUGCUUUUGAAAGUAUACUUGAUUCUUCUCAAAAUAUACAAAUUGUGGGGAUUGUCGGCAUGGGGGACUCUGGGAAAACGACCCUUGCCAGAGAAAUAUACAAUAGGAAAAGUUCCUUAAUAGAUAAAUCCAGUUUUCUUUUUGAAGUCCGAGAUGCAGAAAAUAAAAAUGAAUUGUGUAUAAGACAAAAGAAACUUAUGCAAGACAUUGGUGUUAGACCUGAAUUUGGUAAUGUAGAAGAAGGGAAGAUAUUCCUUAAAAUGAAGUUGAGAUUUCUUCAAGUGUUUGUAAUUUUGGAUGAUGUAGAUAGUUUAGAACAAUUAGAUGCUCUAUUACCAGGAAUUGACAGCUUGGGACAAGGUAGUUUAAUUAUUGUUACAAGUCGGGAAUUGGGCAUUCUUAAAUCAUGGGGAAUCUCAUCCAUUUACCCAAUAAAAGGAUUAAAUCCUAGACAUGCUAAGGAGCUUUUAUGUUGGCACAGUUUCCUACAAUCUUCUCCUCCAAUUGAAUUUGAAGAUCUUGUUGAGAAAUUUGUACAUAAUUGCAAAGGAUUGCCCUUAUCUCUUAGAGUAUUUGGAGGACUGCUUUAUAAAAAGCCUAAGGAGUAUUGGAAUUCUCAAUUGAAAAAAAUAUCAAGAAUAUUACCCCAUGACAUUAAAGAAAAGCUUAAAAUAAGCUUCAAUGCACUGGAUAAGGAGGAGAAAGAAAUAUUUUUAGACAUAGCUUGUUUUUUCCUAGGUGAAAAAAAAAACGUGGCCAUUGAAGUGUGGGAUGGGUCGGGAUGGUGUGGAGUUCAUAGUUGGGAAGUGCUUGAGAAUAAAUGUUUGGUUGAGGUGGACGAGUGCAAUAAAAUCAAAAUGCACGAUCAGCUUAGAGAUCUUGGAAGAGAAAUUGCAAAGGAAUGGUCACCCCACCGUAUUUGGUCAACGGAGCAAAUUAAAGACAUUCAGAAACAGGCCACCAUGGAAAGAGUUAUAUUGAUUCGGGGGAUUAAUGCGGCAACCUAUGAUUUCUAUCAAGUGUGCUCACCCCAUCAUGGUACACCUUUUGAAGAGUGUAUGGAGCUUCUGAAAGGCUAUUCUACAAAGUUUAAUGCCCUUACACCUUCUAUCUUUGUUGUGAAGUCUCCUUAUUUUACAGAAGAAUGUGCAACACUAUUUCCAGCCCUCCUCUGGCUGCGAUGGAGCAAUAUACCGGGGCCAAUUCUUCCGUCGUGGCUAAUGCUGAAGAAUUUAAGAGUUUUAGAGCUUCCAGAUGCUGGACAGUUACAAGAAUUGUGGAACGACACAGAUCCUCCUUUGGAAUUAAGAGAGCUGAAUCUUCAAUAUGCCAAGAGUUUCCUCAAAUUUCCGGGGUCAAUAGGAUGUCUUAAACAUUUGAAAAAGAUAUCCGUGGACGCACCAGUGACAUAUAGUCUUGUGGACAGUCUUCCAGAAGGGUUUUGUCUACUUGAGUCGUUGGAGCACCUCCAGCUAAGUGGAUUUGAGAAGCUAACAUCAUUGCCUCGCGAGUUUGGUCUUUUGACAAACCUGCGACAUCUAGAUUUGAGCUAUUGCAGGAAAUUGAGGAUGUUGCCUGAUUCUUUUAAGCAGCUCAUAAAUCUACAGUAUAUCGAUUUGAGUGGUUGCGAGGAGCUCACCUUAACGUCAGAGAACAAUUACAUUUUGGAAAAUAUGACAAAGUUGGAGACUCUAAAUUUUUCAGCAUGUAAGAAAGUUCAGAACCUACCUCGGGAUAUCACAAAGCAGUUGUCGUUGAGAUAUCUGUAUGCGGAAGGCACCGGGUUAAGGGAAUUGCCAAGUAACAUUGGCGAACUGAGCAAAUUGGAAGUGCUGGAAAUAGGAAGUGAUUUCUCUUGUGAUUUAAAAACUUUACCUGAGUCUAUGGGUGAUUUGUCUUCUUUGACUAGUCUUACCAUUUCUUAUUUUAGUCAAUUAAAAACUUUACCUGAGUCUAUGGGUGAUUUGUCUUCUUUGACUAGUCUUACCAUUUCCUAUUGUAGUCAAUUAAAAACUUUACCUGAGUCUAUGGGUGAUUUGUCUUCUUUGACUAGUCUUACCAUUUCUUGUGGUCAAUUAAAAACUUUACCGGAGUCUAUGGAUGAUUUGUCUUCUUUGACUAGUCUUACCAUUUCUUCUAGUCAAUUAAAAACUUUACCUGAAUCUAUAGGUCAUUUGUCCACUUUAACUCAACUUUACAUUGAGAAGUGUUAUGAAUUAAAAACUUUACCUGAAUCUAUUGGUCAUUUGUCUUCCCUAGCCCAUCUUAAAAUUGACGAGUGUUGGAAGUUGGGAUCUUUGCCUAAGAACUUAGGAUGUUUACCUGAGCCAGAGAGAAGUCUUAGUCAGUCGGAAGAACUGAGCAUAAAGUCUCUGUCGGGGUCCUGUUCUUCUUCAUUGUGCAACCUCAAAUCGAUAUAUUUAUACUGCACUCCUGUGUCGAGGAUAUCAAUCUCUCAACAAUGCUGCCCCCGUCUGGAAACUCUGGACCUUCUCUAUAACCAGCAGUUAGUAGAGAUCGAAACGUUGCCAACAUCAGUAAAGGCCUUGAAGUUGAGCAAUUGUAAAAUGCUGGUGGUCAUAAGUGCUUUGUCAGGCAUGGUAAACCUUGAGACACUGCGUAUACAGAACUGCGGGGACAAGGUACAAUUUGAAAUCAUAGAAACUGCUGACCAACCAUCCAUGCCAGCCAUAAAUUUUGAGCAUAUGGAGAGACUGCAGACGCUACAGCUCGCAGCAGAAUGCAACAUCUCAGCAAUUGAACUUUGCCUUCAGACUAUAAAGAAAUGGCCAUCGGAAAGUAUAAUAUGCGGAAGGACAGAGCGUGGUGUGGAAUCAGUUAUGAAGUCUUCUGCCUUUCCUGGUCUCACUUUGGUUGAUUCAUGCGUGGACGAGAGUAGUGGUUGUAUAUAUGAAAGACGUUCGUUGAGGUUAAAAUGCGGGCAGAGGCAUCCUUCCAACGCGGCAGCGAUGGUGUGUUUUCAUAUAAAUUGCACUUCCGCAGAUAAUCUUCUACGCUUCUACACCCAAAACUUCGACACCAGCAUUAAUAUGGUCGUGGGAGAGGGGAAAUGGGUAUGGUUAGGUGUUUUCACACAACCUUCCCUUACGACAGAGGAGUACACACUAGAGGGAUCUGAAUGUGAUUCAGGGAGGGGAAUGGUAGUGAUGGGCGAGCAACAAAGAGUUGUGGAGGCUUUUAAAAAAUUACUGUUAUUUUUUGGCGGUUGUGAAUAGGCUGAAUGUUUUUGAUUGGUGAUCAAGACAGAGUGCUCCACUGGUUUAAAAAAUUGCUGCUAUAAUGUAAUAUGAUUUGCAUUGAUUAUAA
Molecule: messenger RNA, 4193 nt
Organism: Cryptomeria japonica (Japanese cedar)
Lineage: Eukaryota; Viridiplantae; Streptophyta; Pinopsida; Cupressales; Cupressaceae
Product: disease resistance protein RPV1-like
Exons: 5
Coding region: 245-4102 (1285 amino acids)
Biological process (GO): defense response to fungus; signal transduction
Molecular function (GO): protein binding; ADP binding
Source: RefSeq, a predicted model, not a curated record